UUUUUGGAUGUCUUCCCAGACCCAGACAUGGCUUCCGCCAGCAGCCUGCUGUCCGAGGAUCAGUUCCUGUGCCCCAUCUGUCUAGACGUGUUCACCAGCCCAAUCACCACCCCGUGUGGACACAACUUCUGCAAGGACUGCAUACAUGGCUACUGGCAUAUCACCAGCCCGUGCCAGUGUCCCAUGUGUAAGCAGAAAUUCAGCAGAAGACCUGAGCUCAAAGUCAAUACUUUCAUAGCUGAGAUGGCCGAUCAGUUCAGAAGGUCAGUUGAAAUUAGGGCUACUGCUACUAGUACACAGUACCAACCCCAAGCAGCCCAACCUGGAGAGGUGCCCUGUGACGUCUGCACUGGGAGGAAAAUCAAGGCCUUGAAGUCCUGCCUGGAGUGUCUGGCCUCUUACUGUGAGACUCACCUAGAUCCUCACCAUAUACUGGCCACCUUCAAGAAACACAAUCUGAUUGAGCCUGUGAUUAACAUAGAGCACAGAGUGUGUAAGCGGCACCACAGAAUUGUGGAGCUGUUCUGUAGAAGUGACCAGACGUACAUGUGUCAGGUUUGCACUGAGAAAAGACAUAAGAAACACAAUGUUGUCCCUUUGGAGGAAGAAAGCAGAGAGAGGAGGGCUCAGCUGGGGAAUAUGGAAGAUGUAAUGCAGCAGAUGAUUCAGGGUCGACUGCAGAAAGUGAAGGAGAUCAAACACACAGUACAAUCAGGCAAAAUAAAUGCAGAGAGAGAGAUAAGGGAGAGCUUGCAGGUCUUCACUGCUCUGGUGCGCUCCAUUCAGAGAAGCCAGGCUGAGCUCAUUGAGGUGAUUGAAGAGAAGCAGAAGGCAGCAGGGAGUCGGGCUGAAGGGCUCAUUAAAGAGCUGGAGCAGGAAAUCACAGAGCUAAAGAGGAGAAGCACUGGGGUGAAGCAGCUCUCACUCACUGAGGACCACCUCCACCUCAUCCAUAGCUUCCCAUUCCUGUGCACCCCUCCACCUGCCAAGGACUGGUCCGACAUCAGAGUUCAAAGUGUUGUGUACGUAGGAACAGUGAGGAGAGCUGUGAGGAGAGCUGGAUCCCAGUUUGAGGAGACACUGAAGAAUGAAGUGAAAAGAUUAUGUGAAACAGAACUUACAAGAACUCAGCAAUGUGCCGUGGAUGUGACGCUUGACCCUGAUACAGCUCACCCUAAACUUAUCCUCUCUGACAACGGUAAACAAGUGGCCCACGGCAAUACAGCGCUGAACCUCCCUGACAACCCCGAGAGGUUUUACCCUGGUAUCAGUGUCCUGGGGAGGGAGGGCUUCUCCUCAGGGAGGUUCUACUACGAGGUGCAGGUGAAGGGGAAGACAGAGUGGGACAUAGGAGUGGGGAAAGAAUCUGUCAACAAGAAAGGAGGGAAUACCCUAAACCCUGAACAUGGCUACUGGACAGUAGGCCUGAGGAACAGGACUGAAUACUGGGCUCUGACGAGCCCUCCUGUCCCCCUGCCACUGGUCGAUAAGCCCCAGAGGGUGGGGGUGUACGUGGACUGGGACGGGGGGCAGGUGUCCUUUUACGAUGUGGAUUCCAGAUCUCAUAUCUACUCGUUCACCGGUUACAUCUUCGCAGAGAGACUCUAUGCAUACUUCAACCCCCCGAAAGAAUAACGGUGGGGUCAACUCAGCGCCGUUGGUGAUCUCUCCUGUCAGUGACGUUACCUCCUCACCUUAACCGUUCACCUAUCACCUCUUCUUAGAAUAGGACACCGAGUGUUGUGUCAGAUUUAUUUGUUAAAGAAGCUUGUGCCACAAUAUAUUUUCUCUAUCUCUUGUAUUGUGUGGUUGAUUUAAUAAAGAUAUAAUUCAUAUUAAUAAAGGUUCAUAAAAGUUGUCUGUUUCUGUGCCUUUGGGCUUGCAAAUUAGUAUGCAAUAUACUUAUGAGGCGAUACAAAAAAAAAGGUUUUGGGCAUACUCCAAUCAUUCCAGAAUGCAAAUGAUAGCAACU
This is a messenger RNA of Oncorhynchus gorbuscha (pink salmon), 1972 nucleotides long. RefSeq names its product zinc-binding protein A33-like. Gene Ontology annotation, molecular function: zinc ion binding; protein binding. The record is from RefSeq and is a predicted model, not a curated record. Lineage: Eukaryota; Metazoa; Chordata; Actinopteri; Salmoniformes; Salmonidae. The transcript has a single exon. The coding region runs from base 28 to 1635 and encodes 535 amino acids.